AUGUCCUCCGAUGCGGCGACAUUGCCAUCUCCACCAACCAUGCCACCGUGGAAGGACACCCAGCGUCCUUUUUCGGUGGGGGAAACCAUGCAUACAAGUGGGCAGGUUAAAAGACCAGAUUCAUAUUCAAAAGCACACCCCCUUCCCACUCCGCGGCGACCUCGAUUCCCCAAUAUCAAAGACCUGCAGGAUCAGGCUGCUGCAUUGAAUGUCAAUGAUACCACACCACUCGAUUUUCUCCUCACAACGGCUGCCGAAGCGAUUGACAAGGCCAGGAACCUUGUGGAGGAUUACCCCGAUAAGGCUUACGUCCAGUACCUGUGUGCCUCUGAGAUCACUAUCAACAUUAUUCCUCACCAUCCGGGCUAUCGAACAAGCGUCCAGCGCCCCGAGUGGCACAAGGAGUUUGCCGAUCUAAUGAAGGCUGUACGCGCUAAACAAGGCACCAUGGAUGCUAUCAAGCAGGGAAUAAUUGAGGACAAUUUGGCCAGUAACAUGCAGCCAACCGGUGCAUUCACCUCCAGAUCGCCAGAACAAAGCUAUGUCACGCCAAGAGGUCGUGAGAACCGAGAGUCUGGAACAAACUCAGUCCGCAUGCCGAGUCCGACGCAGUAUCAAAGGAUGCCAGACUCCAACCCGAAUUCCCAGCCGUUCUCUAGCCCCCCGGAUGACGCGCUUGCGCAACGUUUUGCCAAACUUAAGGCCUCUCCUCCUUCUGGUCAAUUUGAGUUGGGGUCAAUUACUACUGGUCCAAGAAGCCCAAUUUUAGGAUCUGCAGCGCUUGGCCCACUUCAUUCAUCAAACGUGCCUCCGCCGGCUCAUGACUCUCCGCCGCCGAGACGUCCCUUGGGACCUCGCGGAAUGGGGUCUUCACCUAAUGUGCCAACAAUACCACCAAAGGUUCCUCUCAACACAUCGCUCCCACGUGCUCCUGAUCCGGCCUAUAGUCCUGUCUUCACCGUACCGUCAAAGCCAACAUCCAAUCCUCCAAGGUCCUCGACAGAAAGCGCACGCUCGGGCAAUCCGAGAUAUUCGCAGUUUAGCAGUUCCCCUCGGGUCAGCCCGAAUCGGGGAGGCCUCGAUGACAAUCCAUACAGAUCCAUGACGCCCAACGGGUCGAAGUCGGCGCGAGAAACACGCAGCAACUCACCCGACUUACCACACAGUACGACAAUUACAGCUCCAAGCCUUUUAGAAAAUCUACGGAAAUAUAACAUCCUACUCAUUGACGUUCGUGGCCGAGACCAGUAUGACAACGGUCAUGUAUAUGCGAAAUCCAUCAUUUGCAUAGAGCCUGUGGUUCUGAAGGAGAACGUAUCGGCAGAAGAGCUUGAAGAAAGAUUGGUUGUCUCGCCGGAGCAUGAACAGGUCUUGUUUGAGAAGCGAAAUGAAUUCGAUCUUGUGGUCUACUAUGAUCAAAGCGCGGAAUCCGUCAGUUAUCUCGCAGGCUCGCCAGUGGGGACAUCUGCUCCUCAUUUGAGAGCACUUCAUGAUACUCUCUACGAAUUCAAUGCAUACAAGCCGUUGAAGGCCGGGCGGCCCCCCGCUCUCCUGCUUGGUGGGUUGGAUGCCUGGAUCGACCUUUUAGGGCAACAAUCAUUGGCCACAUCCUCAACCGCCGCUGCCAUGAGCUCUCUGCAGGCUAGAAAGCCGGUUCUUAGACCUGGUCGACCACUAGGUAGAGUCCCCACUAUGGCUAGUGCGAAUUCAAGUCUGGAAAUUCGAAAGCGGCGGCUGCGCGAGUUUACUCCCCUAAACUCGAAGGAGUUGUCUGAGUGGAUGGAAAAAUCGAAAGUCGAGGAGAUCGACACAAACAGCUAUACCGAUGAAGACUCCCUCACGGAGGAACCAGACGCGACGACACAAGAGCCUUCAACCCCGUAUGUCCAUACGUAUGAGGCUUUCUUUCGUCGUUUCCCUGAGGCCCAUGAUGUGCAACAGUCCAUGACCCACCCGGAUUCUCGCCCUCCGCCCGCUCCUGCGUACUCUCACACUCAGUCCCAGUCCCAGUCCCAGUCCCAUUCGCAUGCCCAUGCUCCAAACUAUGAUGUGCAAAUUCCAGUGGUUCCCUCACGGCCGCGUCCGGCCGUCCCUCGUCCCAGUUACAGCGGAGUCUCAGAUGGGCGACAAAUCCAGCCACAUUUGGAGCGCCAGAAUUCAGCAAGCAGAACAGCACUGUAUGCUCCAACUUCUCGGUUGGAUCGCCUCAAGCUUCCGCGAACGGGCUUGACCAAUUUUGGUGUUACAUGCUACAUGAAUUCCACCAUCCAAUGCCUCAGCGCAACAAUCUCAAUGAGCCGAUUUUUCAUCGACAAUCGGUUCCGUUACUACGUACAGAAAAAUUGGAAGGGAUCUCAAGGCGUAAUGCCCGGGCUUUAUGCUAAUUUGACUCGGUCGCUAUGGAAAAAUGACGUAGAGGUCAUCAUGCCGACCUCGUUCCGAAAUUUCUGUGGUCGCUUGAACCGAGAGUGGGCCAUCGAUCGACAGCAAGAUGCCAAGGAAUUCUUCGAUUUUCUGGUGGAUUGUCUUCAUGAGGAUCUCAAUGUGAAUUGGCAACGUACGCCGCUCCGACCGUUGACCUUUUCGGAGGAGAUGCAGCGAGAACGAAUGCCCAUGACCAAGGUUUCUCGAAUUGAAUGGGACAGGUACCGUCAUCGGGAGGAGUCUUUUAUAUCCUCCCUUUUCGCCGGACAACACGCCAGUCGAUUACGUUGCACGACCUGUCGACAGACGUCCACUACAUAUGAGGCUUUCUAUAGUAUCAGUGUCGAGAUUCCUUCGUCAGGUACCGGUGAUAUUUACCAGUGUCUCCGUAGCUACUGCAAAGAGGAAAUGCUGAGUGGCGACGAAGUUUGGAAAUGUCCACACUGCAAAUGCAAGCGGAUGGCAACCAAGCAAAUCAUUAUUACCCGCGCGCCCCAAAUUCUCGUCGUGCACUUCAAGCGCUUCUCCGCAUCGAAGACUCAGAGCGCGCGAAAGAUCCACACCCCGAUCGAGUUCCCACUGCACGGUCUCCAGAUGGACGAUUUUGUCAUCUCGCACUCGAGCCCUGCCCCUCCGGACUCCGAGGCUGUGCCCAUUACGGGUGCUACAGUCCCACCAUUUAUGUAUGAUGCCUUUGGUGUUCUACGGCAUCUCGGCUCUUCCAUGGGCAGUGGACAUUAUAUCUCCUUGGUCCGCGAUGCGGAGCGGCAAUGCUGGCGAAAGUUCGAUGAUGAGCGGGCGACAGAUUUCAAUCCCCGGGACUUGCGGCCGCGAGACCGGCUUCAGAACGAGCAGGCGUACAUUGUGUUUUAUGAGCGAGUUCCAGCGAAAUGA
Messenger RNA from Penicillium soppii, 3318 nucleotides. RefSeq names its product putative ubiquitin C-terminal hydrolase. Gene Ontology annotation, biological process: protein deubiquitination. The transcript has 2 exons. Bases 1 to 3318 code for a protein of 1105 amino acids. Gene Ontology annotation, molecular function: cysteine-type deubiquitinase activity. Gene Ontology annotation, cellular component: cytoplasm. NCBI's taxonomy places the organism in Eukaryota, Fungi, Ascomycota, Eurotiomycetes, Eurotiales, Aspergillaceae. The record is from RefSeq and is a predicted model, not a curated record.